UUCCUCUCUAUCUUCCGACAAAGAAGAAAAAAACACCAAAACAGUUUUGUCUUCUUCUUCAGAACAAAUCAUGCAUAGAACCAAAGCACAGUCCACAAACCCGUCAUUCUCCUCCACUCUCCUCGAUGAAAUCUACAAUUCCAUCGAUCAUAAAACCCAAAAGACUCACCCUUUUGUCGGCUCUGUUAAGAAACAGAGCAUCGGCGUAACCAGAUCAGUUCCUGACCGGAAAAUCCACCAAGAUCGGUUCUUUGGCUCUGUGUCGUCUUCCUCUGAUUCCAGCUCAAGUAUCUUCUCAUCUUCUGACACCGAACUAAGUCACGGUAAGAAGAUAACUUCUUCGAGGCCGUUAUGUUUCGGCCCAAUUAAGACGAAACAGAGUAAAACAGAGGACAAAGCUCUGUUUCACCAAAACAGAGCAACCCGAGUCUCCGACGACUACGAUUACGCCUCUGACGUCCCCAAGAUCACGAGAUACGAUGGGAAUUGGGAGAACGCUCGAACCAGAAGAUCUACAAAGAGCUCGAGUAAUCAAAAGAAGCCAAAAACUCCAGCUUCACCUGGAGUACGAAUCGUUAACUUCAUCAAUGCCUUGUUCAGCAAACAAUCAACGGCGGUUAAGAGUUAUCCGCGGAAGACGAGCUACGACGAUUCUGAAUUCUACAGGAAACCAACUGAUUGUUAUCCAUCUACGACGUGUUCUUCAGCAUCUUCCUUCUCCAGGUCUUGUCUUAACAAACGCUCCGAGAAAUCAUCUGGCCGUAUCAAACGAAGCGUUAGAUUCUCUCCGGUCAAUGUGAUCGUCCCCGAGAGCAGAUCUUACGUCGAAGCAGAAGAUUAUCUCAGCAGCGGCUAUGUUAGAAAGUCGGUGAAGAAGAAUGUGGAAGAUGGGGGGAGGAGAUCAGUGGAGGAGAUUGCGAGAGAGUUCUUGAGAGAUUAUCACAAGAAACAUGAAAAUAGUUUGGUUAAGAAUAAUGAUCUCGAGGAGUAUGAAGAUGAUGAUGUUGCAAGUGAUUCCAGUUCGGAUUUGUUUGAGCUGGAUUUAGUUGGAACUCAUCAUCAUCAUAAUCUGUACGAAGAUGAACUUCCUGUGUAUGAAACCACUUUUGCUGGUUUGAUCAUGUGAAGCUUUGUUACUUUUCUUUAGGUUUUCGAUUUUAUUUUAAAGUUUUAGUAUCAUGUUAUUCUUUCUCCACGUCUGUGUUUGGUUUUGUAACUACAAUAUGUCGUCUUGUAAAUUUUGUGCUUGUAAAAGUAUGAUCCGAUCAUAUUUCUCAUAAUAUAUAAUAUGCCCUUUUA
This is a messenger RNA of Raphanus sativus (radish), 1299 nucleotides long. RefSeq names its product protein BIG GRAIN 1-like D. Gene Ontology annotation, biological process: auxin-activated signaling pathway. The record is from RefSeq and is a predicted model, not a curated record. The coding region runs from base 71 to 1126 and encodes 351 amino acids. The transcript has a single exon. NCBI's taxonomy places the organism in Eukaryota, Viridiplantae, Streptophyta, Magnoliopsida, Brassicales, Brassicaceae.